AUGGUGAACUGGUUCUGAAACAGCUGGCUUGGUACUAGGAUUAAAAAUAAACAUAAUUGAUUUUCUGCCCGAAAGUAUACGUAAACGCGUAGGCGCUCCCACCUGGAAGUCCAACCGAUUGACCGACUUCCAAUUUUCACGGGCAGCCAUGGGUUCUGCCGACCAGAUUGUUGCAGAAAGGAUCCAAAAGGGAUUCCAGAUCAACUAUAUGAUACUGCGGGAAGCCGACAGUGGGAAGAUAAUCUGGCAGGAAAACAAGGACUUCUCAGCACCAGAUGUGGAGCACGAGGCUCGGGUGCCGGUGAAGAUACUGGACAUGCGGGCUGUUUCUCGUGAAAUCAACUUCAGUACCAUCGAGGCAAUGGAGAAUUUUCGUCUUGACCAAAAGGUGCUCUUCAAGGGUCGCAUCAUGGAGGAAUGGUUCUUCGAGAUGGGAUUUGUAGGCGCCAAUACAACCAACACCUGGCAGUCAACGAUCGAGGCGGCACCCGAAUCCCAGAUGAUGCCCGCCAAGGUCUUGAACGGCAAUGUGACGAUCCAAACCAGUUUCUACGACAACGAGACACUCAUUACCAAAUCGGUUGUGCGCCUGUACUACAUUUAGGCAUUUGUGAGUCAUCUGCCCCGUCAGCCAGGUGGUCUGACAUCCACUCACGCCUUCUUAUUCUGGAUCUUGUUCAAGAUGUUCUCCAUCCAUACAUACUUUUCUUCGGAGUAUUUCUGCAUUUUAUUGCAAUGUUUGCGUGUUUAUGAACUAGUUGUAGCCUAAUGCAUUUUAAGCUAAUUUUACAUUUAUCGCAUUAAUUUAUUAAUAAAAAAAUUAACAAUUGCAAAGCGCAUAAAUCAAGGAACGUGUCAUCUCCAACGCAACAAAAAUGCUUAUGUAUGUACAAAUCUUUCGUAGACUGUCAAAUAUGGACUAAAAAUAGCUUCAGAACAUAGUGUUAUUUGAGAUUUUUUGUAUCUGUAUAUCUUUCUGAACCGCUCGUAAUCAAUCCAUAAAAAUUUACUUAAAUCUGUUCAAGCUUUGUGAGAAAUAUUUUACCAUAUAUGCGAGUUCUACCCCAAUAUCGAUGAAAGUACUUAACUCUGUAAAAGUUGUAUUAGAUAUAGCCUAGCUGUACGCAAUUUUGCAAUCAAAUAUAAAAAGAUGUUAACAGAAAA
This is a messenger RNA of Drosophila eugracilis, 1164 nucleotides long. RefSeq names its product probable cGMP 3',5'-cyclic phosphodiesterase subunit delta (gene PrBP). The transcript has a single exon. Lineage: Eukaryota; Metazoa; Arthropoda; Insecta; Diptera; Drosophilidae. The record is from RefSeq and is a predicted model, not a curated record. Bases 149 to 604 code for a protein of 151 amino acids. Gene Ontology annotation, cellular component: cytoplasm.